This is a messenger RNA of Spodoptera littoralis (African cotton leafworm), 1548 nucleotides long. NCBI's taxonomy places the organism in Eukaryota, Metazoa, Arthropoda, Insecta, Lepidoptera, Noctuidae. The record is from the annotation of a GenBank genome assembly.
AUGCCUACGGUGAUAUUAAUGGACGUUUCGCUAUCAAUGUCGCGGCCUGUCCCGACUUCUGACACAACAGAGACACAUACCCGACACACGAUAGCUACUGCAGCCGUGAACACAUUUUUGGACUAUUUAACUAUUCACGCUAAAUUAGAAUAUGUUGCCCUGGUCUCAUUCUCAUCCGUUUACGAAGUGGCUGUUCCUUUUACUCGAGACUUUGACAGCAUACGCAGCAAGUUAUUGUCAUUAGAGGAAGGAGACAAAACCUGCAUAGACACUGCUCUGCUUGGUGUAAACCAGCUGGUACUCAAUGAGUGGGGAGGAUGUCAAACGCCUGUGCAAAUAAUAUUGAUAACAGAUGGAAGCAGUGGUGUGGGUGCUAUUGGCAGGAACCGGAUGGUGCAAGCGCUGCCUUUGCCUCCCUCUUAUCCAGCAAAAAUACACAUAUUGCCCAUUGUAUCCCCUCAUGAUCCUUGUCUACAACAUGCAAUGCCACUUUACCAGAAAAUAGUGGACUUAGCAAAUAACACAACAAGCAACUCCAAUGGCAAUAUGUCCCGUGGAACUAUCUACUGCCCUGACCAGCUAUCUGUGCCUGGGGUAAUAACAGCUAUGACAAGGCUCUGUGAACAGCACUAUCUGGAAUUCUGGUGCACUCUGAAGUGUGGCCAGCUAGAGGCGCGCGUGCAGUUGUUCCCCGCGCCACAGACUAUUACACUUGAAGAGCUAGCUGCUACCUACACGCUCGCCAAUCAAAUACAUGUCAUUGGUUUUAUACAACAACAGGAACUUAGUACCCCAAUAGCAUUAAGUAAGCACUUAGUAAUACCGCAAGCACAACCAGGAACCACUCCAGCGCCGAGAGAAAAUUACGGCUCCAAAACUCCUACUAAGGAGGUGUCCAGUACGGAUGGUUCCGCUACAGAGGAAGACAUGUCAGAUCCUAGCAAAGUACCCAAUUUUUGUGUCCUGCUACAUGGAGCUCUCAAGGUAGAAGGCAUGGCCGCAGUAGUGUUGCUGGGCGCAGACUGGUGGGGAACUCUAACAGCUUCGUGUGAAGCGUCACGUGGACGUCGUUCGUGUUUGUUGCUCAGCGUAAUGAGGCCGGGAGCUUCUGCCGCUCCUUGGCUCGGCGCCCUCGAUCAACUUGGACCUGCUGAAGAAGGCACUACUUCCACGGAUACAUUCCCCAUAAGAUCAUGGCGUUCGUACAGUAGUGGAGGAUCUGCAUGCGCGUGGGCACGUCCACACGCACUACUCGCUGACGUACAGAAAGUCCUUCGACAUGCAAGGAAACUACCUGAUAAGACACAACACCUCUUUAAGGAAUUGAACAGACUCCGUCGAGCAGCCAUUUCCCUAGGCUUCUCAGAACUACUAACAGCGAUCGGAAACGCGUUAGAGCGUGAAUGCACGGCUUUACCGCCUACAGCGCCCUCUGAGUGCGCGCUACAACUCGCUCAUGCAGCAAACGCUCUGCGUGACCCAAGAACGGCCUUAGAUAUAAAACACACGCUGACUCCAUUAGGCCAUGCCACUCCAAUGCCACAUUAA